CAACACUUACCGCAAACUUAAACACAGCGGCAAUGGCGGGUGGAAAUAUGCCCAUUGAAUCUGUUAUCGAGGAGAAAACCGACGUGGAGAAGCCCAUAGAUCGAGAAAAGACUUGUCCAUUAUUGUUGAGAGUUUUUAUCAACACUGGAAGACAUCAUUCCUUGAGUGAGUUCUCAAGAGGAAAUGUUCCAUCUAAUGAAUUACAAAUUUAUACUUGGAUGGAUGCUACUCUCAAAGAGUUGACGAGUCUGGUCAAAGAGGUUAAUCCUGACGCUAGAAGAAAGGGAACCUACUUUGAUUUUGCUCUGGUGUUUCCCGACAUCCGAGGUCCAGGAUAUAGGAUGCGAGACAUAGGCACUACCUGUUCGGGACAGAGAGGAACCGAUGAUAACAAAACACUGUCCGUAUCUAGAUUUCAGAUUGGAGAUUAUUUAGACAUAGCUAUAUUUCCGCCUCCUUCGAGAGGACCUCCCAUUCGUAGGGGAGGGCGCCCGUAUUAAAAAAUUGUACACAUUUUUGUAAAUUUUCAUAUUCAUUUGAUGUAUCUAUAAUUUUUUUUUCCAUAAAAUAAAGUUU
Centruroides sculpturatus (bark scorpion) is the source of this 576-nucleotide messenger RNA. Its product is annotated as histone deacetylase complex subunit SAP18-like. The record is from RefSeq and is a predicted model, not a curated record. The transcript is spliced from 3 exons. Gene Ontology annotation, cellular component: nucleus. Lineage: Eukaryota; Metazoa; Arthropoda; Arachnida; Scorpiones; Buthidae. The coding region runs from base 33 to 500 and encodes 155 amino acids. Gene Ontology annotation, biological process: negative regulation of DNA-templated transcription. Gene Ontology annotation, molecular function: transcription corepressor activity; transcription factor binding.